AUGACCUCUCAGACUUCAGCUCCAGGGAGACGGCAAAGAGCUCGGGAGCCGGCUGUAAGGCGCUGGGGUUUGGAGGCUGAGAAAGGGCCCGUGACCGCGGCCCGCACCGUGGCCGCUGGCCGCCAUCUUCGCCGCUCCGCCCGCUGCGUGUCCCCACGGCCGCACCCUCUCUCCCCUGCGCCCCCCGGUGAUUUCUUUGCCCGGGUAACUCCAGGCUGGGACGUGAGGUCCAGCGAGCGACCCGUUCCGCGGUGUUACAUCCGCCUCCCCUUCGCCUUUCACCCCAAGCGCACCCCGCGCUCCGUUGCGGCGGGGGCUGGCGGCGGCGCAACGCCGCCAUCUCGCGGCUGGGAGUGCGGAGCCGCACCGCCGGCGGCAAAAUGGCGCCCGCGGCAGCUCGGACCGACGGUCACAGCAAAGACCCAUGAAUCAGUAAAUGACUGGAACUCCAAUGUCAGGCAUUGCUGUACAAUGCCUAGAAGCCUCAGCAGUGGGGAACUUCCACCUGCAGGACUCAUGUCACGUUCACUUUCUGUUCUCACCUUUGGCUCGCGUAAAUGUAGCACCUCUGGGCCCAAAGUACAGCCAAGACAAACACUUCGCUCCAGAUGUAAGCUGCCCUGAUUAUAACUCCUGCACACUGUUAAUGGGCUUCAGUAAGCUUGGAAACCAGCAUAAACCACAGACUUCUCUGAACUUUCUAACUUUGCAUUUUUACAGUGUGUUAUGCUUCUGGCAGGAAAUCUGGAUAAGCUGCCAAAUUUGUAGAAAAUUCAAUAUCCCACUAUAAAAAGGAGUUUAUCGUUUGCAUGUAUAUCUAAGUGCACCUUCCUGUUGCUAAGUUAACAUGAUGAAAAGAAUCCCCCAUCUGAGACUCAACUAUCCAGCUGCACAGUUUAGUGAAAUGACUUUCAAUAAACAGUGCAAGCAUGAGGGAGCCAUUCCUGUCAGGACUGCAGAUCCAGAGUAUCCCCCAGGAUGUUCUGAAGGACCUCAGCAUGUCCUGUCUAGAACUGAACUUCUGUUUAGUUUAUCCCUUUAAAUAGUCACAGGACCAUUAUUAAAACUAGGAUAGGACAUGUAAUUUGCUUUCACAGUAUGAACCAGGAAGAUACAAGCCUGAUCUUAACAAAGCCAGAUCCUUAGUAGUUCUUAUAUCACAACCAUAGCAAUAACUAAAGGACAAACAUCAGAUUUCUUUUUUGUCUCCCCAAAUACGUGUUUUGAUUUGAAGAAGCAUAACAUUUGCAUGUGCAUUUUUAAACCAUACAUGUGGCUCAGUUUCACAGAACAAUGCAGCUUCUUAUACUAGGUAAUGUAUUUAUGUUACAGUACGACUAGAACUAUAGGGUUAUUAAAGAUUAGCUUUACAAAUAUGCUGUCCUCAUUCGUAUCCCAUGACGAUAUGCUAAACAAUCUCCAUUAUGUAGUUUACAUACAUGCCAAACUACUGUUUAAGUAUACUCUAUAGUUAAAUGAUCUUACUAUUCCAUGAGCAGGACCUGUGUGAUCUUCCUUACAUUAAAAGAAACCAUUUUAUACCUAUUUCACUUUUAUAUCCAAACAAAUUUGCACAUUUGCAGAAACUAAAAUAAGUUUUAGUGAGCCUUCUCACAAGUAUUCUUGAUUUCUGUUUGUUAGCCAGAAAGCCUUUAUCUGAAGUGUCUUGCUAAGGAGACUUGAUGCCACAUGCUCCAGGAGGUUCACUCACAUGUGUGUGAAGCACACACUUCUACAAAGCUGCCAUAUCUCGCUGCACAGGCUUUGUGGCUGCCCCAGCUAUGGGUGGUUUUAGCCUGGGUGACUUCAAGAGUUCCCACCAACUGUUCAGUGUCUCAGGCCUUGCUGAAGCACGUCUGACUGAAGACCAGAUCCACGAUGGCUGUUACCUGUGGCUGCAUGAUGGUUGUGUCACCUACCAUCCUGUAGCCUGCACGCUGCUUACAAGGGGUCACAAUGACAGCACAUUUGGUUCUGUCACAGUCCCUUUUUAUGUGUCUCAGGCUCCCCAUAGAGCAUGGCACAUUGAGCAAUCAGCUGAGCAAAUUAGGCCCAGGAGCGCAGUAGCACAUAGUUCAGAUAAAGACAGCAAGCUGCUGGGAAAGCUGUGUGUGUGACCUUACACAGCACUUGGCUUUUCAUGGCUGGCUGAGAGCAGCGAUACUCCCACAAGGACAGCUGUGCGCUCACUUCUGGGGGGGUGGUGCCAGGCCACCGGAAUCCUGCCGCUGGAACUAAUGAACUCACUCAGGAACCUCUGAGUUACGUUGAACAUCUUGCAAAAUGCGUUAAUUCCCAGACGCACUGGUAGGGAUGUCCAGCUGGUCUGGAUACACACGACUUCACAGUACACAGACUACACAGCCAAAGGUUAAUAAAGCUAAGGUACAAACUUGGAAA
Neopsephotus bourkii (Bourke's parrot) is the source of this 2400-nucleotide messenger RNA. RefSeq lists its product as uncharacterized. The transcript is spliced from 3 exons. NCBI's taxonomy places the organism in Eukaryota, Metazoa, Chordata, Aves, Psittaciformes, Psittacidae. The record is from RefSeq and is a predicted model, not a curated record. The coding region runs from base 1 to 624 and encodes 207 amino acids.